Molecule: messenger RNA, 2514 nt
Organism: Striga hermonthica
Lineage: Eukaryota; Viridiplantae; Streptophyta; Magnoliopsida; Lamiales; Orobanchaceae
Source: the annotation of a GenBank genome assembly
AUGGUUCAUGGGCCUGGUGCUGAUAUUGAUACCUUAUGUGUUGGACCAAAACAUGCCAGUCGAAAUGAAGACUUCUUUGGUGAACUUUACAGAAUGCUCUCCGAGAUGCCUGAAGUACAAGAACUGCACCCGGUGCCAGAGGCUCAUGUUCCUGUCAUGAAGUUCAAGUUCAAUGGUGUUUCUAUAGAUCUACUUUAUGCAAAUGUGUCACUAUGGGUUAUUCCCGAAGACUUGGAUAUUUCUCAAGAAUCGAUUCUGCAAAAUGUGGAUGAUCAAACUGUUCGCAGUCUCAAUGGUUGUAGAGUGACUGACCAAAUAUUGCGGCUGGUCCCAAAUAUUGAGACUUUCAAAACGACACUCCGAUGUAUGAGGCUGUGGGCAAAGCGACGUGGGGUUUAUUCAAACGUUACUGGUUUCCUUGGUGGUAUUAAUUGGGCAUUGCUUGUUGCUCGCAUCUGCCAAUUGUACCCAAAUGCUUUGCCUGGCAUGUUGGUGUCUCGAUUUUUUAGGGUGUAUAAUUUGUGGCGGUGGCCUAAUCCAGUUAUGCUCUGUCCAAUUCAAGAAGGAUCUUUAGGACUUUCCUUUUGGGAUCCUAGGAGAAAUUAUAAGGACAGGUUGCACCUGAUGCCCAUAAUAACUCCUGCGUAUCCCUGCAUGAACUCUAGCUACAAUGUGUCGACAAGCACAUUACGGGUCAUGAUGGAGGAAUUUCAAAGAGGGAAUGAAAUGUGUGAGGUUCAUGGUCCUGGUGCUGAUAUUGAUACCUUAUGUGUUGGACCAAAACAUGCCAGUCGAAAUGAAGACUUCUUUGGUGAACUUUACAGAAUGCUCUCCGAGAUGCCUGAAGUACAAGAACUGCACCCGGUGCCAGAGGCUCAUGUUCCUGUGAUGAAGUUCAAGUUCAAUGGUGUUUCUAUAGAUCUACUUUAUGCAAAUGUGUCACUAUGGGUUAUUCCCGAAGACUUGGAUAUUUCUCAAGAAUCGAUUCUGCAAAACGUGGAUGAUCAAACUGUUCGCAGUCUCAAUGGUUGUAGAGUGACUGACCAAAUAUUGCGGCUGGUCCCAAAUAUUGAGACUUUCAAAACGACACUCCGAUGUAUGAGGCUGUGGGCAAAGCGACGUGGGGUUUAUUCAAACGUUACUGGUUUCCUUGGUGGUAUUAAUUGGGCAUUGCUUGUUGCUCGCAUCUGCCAAUUGUACCCAAAUGCUUUGCCUGGCAUGUUGGUUUCUCGAUUUUUUAGGGUGUAUAAUUUGUGGCGGUGGCCUAAUCCUGUUAUGCUCUGUCCAAUUCAAGAAGGAUCUUUAGGACUUUCCUUUUGGGAUCCUAGGAGAAAUUAUAAGGACAGGUUACACCUGAUGCCCAUAAUAACCCCUGCGUAUCCCUGCAUGAACUCUAGCUACAAUGUGUCAACAAGCACAUUACGGGUCAUGAUGGAGGAAUUUCAAAGAGGGAAUGAAAUGUGUGAGGCAAUAGAAGCAAACAAGUCCAGCUGGUCCGCCCUUUUCGAGCCUUUUGCCUUCUUUGAAGCAUACAAAAAUUACCUCCAGAUAGAUAUUGCUACAGAAAACGACGAGGACAUGAUGAACUGGAAAGGCUGGGUCGAGUCCAGAAUACGCUUGCUCACACUAAAGAUAGAAAGAGACACUAGUGGAGUCCUCCAAUGCCACCCCCACCCGGGCGAAUUCUCAGACAAAGCUAAGCCAUUCCACCACAGUUAUUUCAUGGGCUUACGAAGAAAACAAGGCGCUAACCCUCAGGAAGGUGAACAAUUUGACAUAAGAAUGACAGUUGAGGAUUUCAAAAGAGAUGUGUAUGCUUACUCUUUCUGGAAGCCUUCAAUGUGGAUCCAUGUGUGCCACGUCAAGCGAAAGGACAUACCUGGAUUUGUUUUUCCCGGUGGGGUCCGCCCUUCCCCACCUGCCAGGACCUCUGCCGAGGGCCGCUCAGUUUUGACCAGGAAGAAAAGAAAACAGCAGGAGGAUAAUAUGAGCCGGGGAAUAAGUCCAAGUGAGUCAUUGAGUGGUGCAUUUGUCAAUAGUGAUGCAACUUCUGUGGAUGUAACGAGGGAAAAAUCCAGGCGAAUGGAACCCGAGUUUAGUGGCACAAUGGAGAAUUUAUCUGGUUCGUUGGCAUUGGAUAAGUCUGUGACCCAGCAGCAAUAUUCAGCACAAACUGUUGUUAAUCAACAAGGUUCUUCGGAAGUUGUUGAUGGGGUUAUGGAUGAUGAUCUACAGUCAAAGACCGAAAUCCCGAAAAAUGAUGAAACGGGAGGAAGUGGAUUAUCUCCGCCUUUGACUUCAGAGCAAGCGGGAGGAGGAGUAGCUGGAGCAGCAGGGGAUUGGCCCAUGUGCUCGAGGGUUGAACCGAAGAAUGAUGAUUUAGAGGAGCUUGAGCCUCUCGAAUUGUCUGUAACAAGUGCAACUGCAUCUGUGCCAGCAAAUGUGCCUGCUCAGAAACCCCGUAUCAGGUUUAGUUUCACUUCUUUGCCCAAGGCGACCGGCAACAGCGCCUAA